AUUAUGAUUGUGGUUUAUCCUUAAGUAUCAUACGUGGAGCAAGAAAGGAAAAAAUUGAUGGUAUCCCAUUUGACUACGGUAUGCUAUAUCAAAAAAAAUAUCCAAAUAUGAAUGAGGUAGUUUUAUUACACAAAAAAUUGGUUUCACUCGAAAAAUAUAAUGAAGUAACUGAGAAAAGUGUUGAAGACUAUAACAAAGAAA
This is a messenger RNA of Funneliformis caledonium, 201 nucleotides long. Lineage: Eukaryota; Fungi; Glomeromycota; Glomeromycetes; Glomerales; Glomeraceae. The record is from the annotation of a GenBank genome assembly.